AUGGGGACCCUCGGCGUGCAGGUUGACACCGCCGAGCCCACGGGGUUCUGCUUCGUCGCCACCUACCACAACUUCGCCGAGGACAAGACCGACUUCGCCUGGGUGUUCAACAACGACGGCGCGGCGGCGACGGGCGAGGAGGGAAAGUCGCAGACCUCGGUUGCGCCGGGGCUGUUCCAGGGGGCCGACAGGUCCGCCCGGGCGGUGCGGGGCACCAACCUCGCGGCCGUGGGGAUGACGGUGAAGAAGUUUGGCAUGGCCACCGGCCUGACCUACGGCCGCGUCAACCUGCCGCUCGACAUCGACGGGUCCUACUCGAGCCACCUCUUUUUGCCGUCGAGAGACGACUUCUUUGCCGAGAUCAGCGCGCUAUUUGAUCUUGAGCCCCCCUUUAAGGACACCUUUGACGCGGAGAAGACUAGGUAG
This is a messenger RNA of Diaporthe citri, 426 nucleotides long. RefSeq lists its product as uncharacterized. NCBI's taxonomy places the organism in Eukaryota, Fungi, Ascomycota, Sordariomycetes, Diaporthales, Diaporthaceae. The transcript has 3 exons. The record is from RefSeq and is a predicted model, not a curated record. Bases 1 to 426 code for a protein of 141 amino acids.